UAUGAAUAAGGGUUAAUCUCCAAGAAGAGAUCAUUCUCCCAAUUUCUUUUAUCAUGUUACUAAUGAUAAUUACAUGUAUAAGAGAAGUGCUGAUACAUAAUAAACUGAUCCAAAUUGUAUGACUAAAUAAGCUAGAAAUUAUGUCAAUAAUACAAAUCUUAAUAAUUCUCCUAGACCUGCUGGAUCACCUUCAAGAAUGAAUUUUACUAUGCAAAAUAAAUAUUUCCAUCAAUCAAAUGUUUUUGAUGGAAUUUAAUAAACAAAAGACUAUAAACCACCUGAAUAGCCAUUAAAAGAGAAAUAACGUGAUAAUAAAUCUCCUUCAAUAUUAAAUGGAGCUCAAAUAAAUAAAAAUUAUAAUUGUACUUUAGGUAAAUCAUAACCAAUACUAAAUAAAUCAAAAUAAAUUACUAUUGAAUUUUAAACAGAUAAUAAUAAUUUUGAUACUUUAGAUUUAAAAAGAUCUUUAUUAAAAUAAGGCAUUUAGAUUUCAGAUAUUUAAAUGAAAAAUCCCAUAAACUCAGGAAGAACUAAAAAUGUUGGAAAUAUUACAGUAAGAGGAGAUGAAGAUAAAUUAUCAAAUCUACAUUAAGAACUUGAAAAAGUAGGACUUAAAACUUAUGAUAAACCAAAUAAUUAUUAUGUAUUAUAAAAUCAAUAAUCUAGAAAUAAUAAGCAGAUCAUAAUUGGAUGCUUUAAAAAUAGAAAUAUGACAAAAUUGAAUAUUUCAAAAAUCGUUGA
Molecule: messenger RNA, 741 nt
Organism: Paramecium pentaurelia
Lineage: Eukaryota; Ciliophora; Oligohymenophorea; Peniculida; Parameciidae
Source: the annotation of a GenBank genome assembly